AUGUCUUUCAAGCAGGCUCUGAAAGAUAACCCCAAGGCCAUGAUCUGCAGCUUUCUCAUGGCCAUGGGACCACUAGCCUUUGGCUUCGACAUCAUCAUCGUCGGCGUCGUCACUGCCUUUCCGGCCUUUCUCCAGAGAUUCGGCGACCUCCACGACGGAAGUCUCUUCCUACCGUCCAUGUGGCUGUCUCUGUGGAACGCCUCCAUGCAGAUCGGAUUCAUGAUUGGUUCCCUCAUCAACGGCUGGGUCGCCGAUCGCGUCGGACGCAAGCUCUCCAUGAUGGCCGGCGCCGCCAUGACCGCAGCCGGCAUCGCCGUCGUCUUCACCUGCGACCUGAGCGACAACAUGGACCACCGCCGCGGCGCCUUUCUGGCCGGAAAGAUCGUCAUCGGCAUUGGUCUGAGCAUGAUGGCCACCACGUGCCUGGUCUACAACUCGGAAAUCAUGCCGCCCAAGCUGCGAGCCGUGUCUCUGUCCUUGUUCCAAUUCCAGCUUGUCCUGGGCCAGUUGAUUGCCGCCGUCGUUGCCGGAAGUGAAAUCUCCAAUGGCUUCCAGAUGAAGUCCUACCGCGUCUGCUUCGCCACUCAAUGGGCCAUGGCCGGCGCUGCCUUUGUCUCGGCCAUUGUGGUGCCCGAGUCUCCGGCCUGGCUCCUCCGCCGCGACGACGUCGAGGGGGCCCGGAAAGCCUUCGGUCGACUGGUUGGGCCCACCAAGGUCGAGGCUGCCAUGGUUUCUCUGCAGUCCACUCUGGAGCACGAGAAACAGGAGCAGAAGGACGCCGACGAUGUCUCCUGGGCGGAAUGCUUCCGAGGCCAGAAUUGGCGCCGCUUGCGCAUCAUCAUCUACGCCAGCAUCGUCCAGCAAUUCCACGGCCUCACCUUCGUCGCCAACGGCACUUACUUCAUGAUCAUCGCUGGCCUCUCCCCAACCAACGCCAUCACUGUUCUCGAGGUUGCCACUGGCCUGUCUCUGGCCGCCAUCAUGAUUUCCUGGGUUCUGACCAACUAUAUUGGCCGCAGACGCUCCAUCAUCGGCUGCACGGCCUUCCUCGCGCUGGUCUGGCUUUCUAUCGGCAUCGCCGGCUUCUACUCGAGCCAAGCCGCCCUGUGGUACAUGGGUGUCAUGAUCAAUUUGGUCAUGGUCUUCUUCAACCUCGGCGCUGGCCCUGUCAUCCCCGUCAUUGCAGCCGAAACCUCGACUGUCAGGCUGCGCGCCAAGGCCAACGCUAUCGGUUUCGUCUUCAACGGUUUCGCCUCGUGUGCAUUCAACGUCUUCGUUCCCUACAUGUUCAACUCGGACGAGGGCAAUCUCGGCGGCAAAACCGGCCUCUUCUUUUCUGGCCUCUGUAUCAUCGCCUGUGUGGUGCUCUUCUUUGAGCUGCCGGAGAUGAAGAACCGCACCUAUCUGCAGCUCGAUGAGAUGUUUGAGAACAAGGUCAAGACUCGCGAUUUCCGCAAGUACAAGACCUCCAGCGGCAGCGUCCCGAUUGAGAUGUAG
This is a messenger RNA of Ilyonectria robusta, 1497 nucleotides long. RefSeq names its product general substrate transporter. The record is from RefSeq and is a predicted model, not a curated record. Lineage: Eukaryota; Fungi; Ascomycota; Sordariomycetes; Hypocreales; Nectriaceae. Gene Ontology annotation, molecular function: carbohydrate:proton symporter activity. The coding region runs from base 1 to 1497 and encodes 498 amino acids. The transcript has 2 exons. Gene Ontology annotation, cellular component: membrane. Gene Ontology annotation, biological process: carbohydrate transport; transmembrane transport.